Molecule: messenger RNA, 4335 nt
Organism: Chelonus insularis
Lineage: Eukaryota; Metazoa; Arthropoda; Insecta; Hymenoptera; Braconidae
Gene: Cnot4
Product: CCR4-NOT transcription complex subunit 4
Exons: 10
Coding region: 391-3648 (1085 amino acids)
Biological process (GO): protein ubiquitination
Cellular component (GO): CCR4-NOT complex
Molecular function (GO): metal ion binding; RNA binding; ubiquitin-protein transferase activity
Source: RefSeq, a predicted model, not a curated record
GUAAAUGUAUACAUGUUUCUUCUCUUUGACAAUGAUAAAAGUUCUUUUUGUUCUACAGUUAACUUUUUAGGAUAGAAUUCAACAUCCGUUUCUGCGCGAACUGUUGCGUAUACACGUACACUGAACAAAACUAAAGAGUAAUAAUUUAUCAGGCAUAAAAAAAUUUCCCAGUCUAAAAUACCGUAGUGAAAAAUAGUGAAAAACGUAAACCACAUCAUAGCAAAUUCAAAUUUGGAUAAGGUUAAAGAGAUCAUAAAAUCAUUUACAAACGUAUGACAUUUUGAAAUUAACUCUUCAAUUUAUCGAUUGUUUAUAUACAUAUAUAUUGAAUACAAUCGGUGACUCUAUGUAAUUGGUUGUUUAAAUAAGUGGAAAAGUAAAAAAAAAAAUAUGUCAGUUUUAAAUCAGAGUGGAGAAGAUGCAGUGGAAUGUCCUUUGUGCAUGGAACCAUUAGAAGUAGAUGAUCUAAAUUUUUUUCCAUGCACCUGUGGCUAUCAAAUAUGUCGGUUUUGCUGGCAUAGAAUUCGUACAGAUGAAAAUGGAUUAUGCCCUGCAUGUAGAAAGGCCUACUCUGAAAACCCCGCCGAUUUUAAGCCCCUUACGAAGGAAGAAAUAUCCAGGUUAAAAGCUGAAAAACGAUUAAAAGAUCAACAAAGAAAACAAAGAGUAACAGAAAAUCGUAAACAUCUUGCAAAUGUACGUGUAGUUCAAAAAAAUUUAGUCUUUGUGGUUGGUCUACCAAUGCGAUUAGCAGACGCGGAUGUAUUAAAAAGGCAUGAGUAUUUUGGAAAAUUCGGAAAAAUUCAUAAAGUCGUCAUAAAUCAAAGUACAUCUUAUGCGGGAUCUCAAGGACCUAGUGCAUCAGCAUAUGUCACUUAUCAGCGUCAAGAGGAUGCAUUACGUGCCAUUGAAGCUGUAAAUAAUAUUACUGUGGAUGGUCGAACAGUUAAAACAUCAUUAGGGACGACUAAAUAUUGUUCACAUUUUAUGCGUAAUCAAGCAUGUCCAAAAUCAGAUUGUAUGUAUUUGCACGAUUUAGGCGAUCAAGAAGCUUCAUUUACCAAAGAAGAAAUGCACCAGGGUAAACAUCAAGAGUAUGAACGUAAAUUAGUUCAAUCUCUUAAUGCCAACACCUCUGUGGGCUUAAAUAGAAAACCUACAAUAUCACCACCAGUAGGUAAUAGUUCAAUUCGAGAGAAUGGUACUACUAAUACAACAUCUACAACUAUUACAACUACUAUUUCUGUCACUACCACCACUAUUUCUCAAACAAAAGAAGCUUGGCCAUCGUUGCAGCUAUGUCCCAUAAAUAAUGGAACAAGUGAUAAAAAUACGUCAUCAUCAGUACCGGUCCCAACAUCACAAUCUUCUAAUGAUAACAGAAAUAUAAUAGAUCAUCAAACAAUAUCAACUGAAAAUAAUAAUAAAUCACAACACAGUAACAAUAAUAAAGGUGAGAGUGUAACAGCAAGUGGAUCAAAUACGCGCCGUGGAAAAAUUAAUAGUGAAAGUAAAGUUCAAGCAGCAAGAAAUAAACAUAAAAACAAUCAGAAUAAAGAAAAACAUUCGAGCACUCGUAAUAAUUCACGAACAGAAUCAACUUCGCGAUCUCACGGCACUCAGUUGAGUGAAAAAUCCCAGCAAAUAAAUGGACAAAAGCAAGUGACAAAUAUUAAAAAUGAUACAAUAGAUACUAGUGAUUUAAAAAAUAAUGAACAACCUUCUAAUGGUCGAUGUAAAAAUGAGUAUCAACAGAAUUAUAGUGGUCAUCAAAAAAUGCGGCAAAUUAGUGCAAAUACUAAAUUAAUUGAACAAUCAUUUCGUGAACUUAAACUUAAUAGUAUUAUACGCAAUGGGGAUCAAAGUCAAUCAGAAAAUGAAAGUGAGCCUCAAAGAGAAGGCAGCACACCAGUUAGUACAACUUCAAACAGUUCGUCUGAAGAUUUAAUUGCUAAUACUGCUGAAAGACUUGUUCCAAAUACUUUAAAAGAAAACAUAGAUCCUGAUAUUUUGAAUUCAUUACCAACUACUGAAACAAUUAUAAAUUCAAAUGCAAAUGAGCAAAUCAACUCUUCUUCCAAUCUAUAUAAUUCCAAUACAUCUCAAACACACAUUAGUCAUCGGUCAAUUUUUCAAACCGAUAAUAAUAGUUUCUUUAGUUCAAAUACAUUUCAAAAAAUAUCCAAUAUUAUGUCUUUACCAUCGAAUUUACAAAAUACUAAUGAUUGGACAACUACAUGCUUAACAUCAAUCCCAGAUUCUUUUCCAUCUGUACAUUCAAGUGAAGAUUGGCAAGCAGCUUUUGGUUUUCAUCCAGAAAUUAAUCAAACAAAUAAUCAAAUAACUUCAAGCUCUCCGUCUUCUCCCAGUAUACCAUUUCACACUGAUAAUUUUCUUGAUGAUGAUGAUGCUGACGAUGAUGACGAUGGUGAUGAUGAUGAUGAUGGCGAUAAUGAUAUUUAUUUAAAUCCCGAGUUUAAUUCUGUAUCUCCUAAAAAUCGGAAAAACUAUGAAUCUAAUUCACUAAUUAAUACAUCACCAGCUUCUAAGUUUAUGACAGACUUUCAACAACAUUCACGGCAGAGAUUUGUUUUACAAAAUCAAAAAGAACAUUGUGAAUAUAUUAAACAAAAUGGACAUAAUUCCGAUAAUUUAUUAAUGAAUCAAGAUUAUAAUACUGAAACUAAACCUGAUGAUGAUUUGGGAUUUGAUCCUUUCCAUGAAACUCAAAAAGCUUUGGCAGAACUUAUGGAGAAUGAAAUGCAAUUACAACAACAACGAUUAUUCCAACAACAGCAUCAAUCACAACAAAGGAACCGAGAAGAACAAAGCCGGUCACAACAAUUGCAACAACAAUAUUUUUCACCAUCGAAUUUUAAUUCACAACAUUUUACACAGACUGCUCAUUUAGUACAGCUCCAACAACAAGCCCAACAUUUUCAACAUCUUCAAGCUUUACAGCAAUCGCACAAUUUAGUAUCACGUCUUCCUCAAAAUAUUUUACAACAAACCAAUCUUCAAAAUGCCGUACAAUCGUCAAUGUCUGUUAUUGGAAAUUGUAUUGGACAAAGAAGUCGUUUACCACCACCAGGAUUUCCUAGUUCAACACCAAAUCACAUGAACUCAUUUGGAUUAGGAAUUCCUCGUGCUGCUCCCACUAAUAAUACUUUAGUGGGUACACAGCAAUCACAACAUACUUCUUAUCUUUCAAAUGGUAUAAACAAGUGUGCUACUGAUUCAGUAUAUAAUUUAAAAGAUUGGUGCGAGAUUACAGGACAACAACAAUUACAACAGCAGUCUCUGCAACCUUUUCAUCAUCAGCCAUUACAUCAAAAAGCUAACUGGAAUAAUUUUGGACCAAUUGCUGAUUGGACCUCUAUUGACCCUGCGAUUGUUAGUUCUUCACGACCUCUUCAAUUCUCUACAACAAAUACAUGGCAAUUUUCGCGAUUCCACCCUGCAGCACUUCUCAAUGGAUCACCCAAUACCCAACCGGAACAAAAUUCAUCGGUACAACAUUGGACGAUGCAACCACCACCAGGAUUUGGUCCAGUAUCCAGCUCUUCACUGAAUGGUUCGCAGUCCAAUACAUCCACACAAUCGCACACAAAACUUAUUUCUGCCGGGUCGGAAAUUGAGAACUGCUAAGAUUUACUUAUCAACAUCAUGCCAGCACUGAUACGUCGGAAAAGGACAGCAUUCAAGUAUUUCGCGAUUAUAAACAGAAUUACGAUUGUACAAAAAGCACAAUCAUAUAUGAUUAUUAUUAUCAUUAUUAUUAUUAUUAUUAUUAUAAUUAUAAUUUUCAAGUUAUAAUUAAAAAAUAAAUUUUAAAUAUGUGGCAUAUUUUCUAUUUAUGACAACUAGAAAUCUUAAUAAUUAUUUUACUCAACUUAACAGAUGAUACCGGCCAUGUUAAUGAUCAAACAUUUGUAGAUGAAAAAACCAAAAAAGUAUAUGUUAAAAUAAAUACAUUUUAUGGUAAUUUGAAAUGAAAUUGAAUGUCAAUAAAUACUAUAAUUAUCUAUUACAUUUUGGCCGGAAUUUUUCAACAAUUAUCAAUAAAAAGUAGCCAAUGUAAUGAGGAAUCGAAUUUUUUUUUCAGCUGAUAACAAUGAAGACUUACAGUAUAAUUGUUUACUAAUUUUUAGUAAUAUUAUUAAAAAAAUAACAAAGUAAAAAGUAUAUCUUAAUUUACUUUGGCCAAUUCAUGUUAAGUUUGAUCGAACAUAGAAAAUAAAUGUAGUUAAAUGAUGAACAUAAUAUAAUGGAUGAGGUUAAUUUCAACGGUUUAUAAUAAUAUAAAAUUAUCAUAAAAACUUUUAGUUUAAAUGA